Molecule: messenger RNA, 1304 nt
Organism: Ananas comosus (pineapple)
Lineage: Eukaryota; Viridiplantae; Streptophyta; Magnoliopsida; Poales; Bromeliaceae
Product: aquaporin NIP2-2-like
Exons: 5
Coding region: 186-1067 (293 amino acids)
Biological process (GO): transmembrane transport
Cellular component (GO): membrane
Molecular function (GO): channel activity
Source: RefSeq, a predicted model, not a curated record
GAGUGGUAGAUUCCUUUGUCCAUGAAACACCACUUAGUGCACUCUCCCUCCCUUCUAUAAAUACUCCCCUAAAGGGACUCUCUAAGACCACAAAACAUAACUCACACAUCUCUAGAGAGUGCUCAAUACAUUUGGUUCUUAGAGAGAGAGAGAGAGAGAGAGAGAGAGAGAGAGAGAGAGAUAAUAUGGCUUCAAACCCAAGAACCAACUACUCCAAUGAGAUCCAUGACAUAGACAUAAUCCAAAGCUCCUCCAUCCCCCCAAGAGUGCUCUACCAGGAAAAAUCCUUUAGAGAGUAUCUCCCUCCAUUUCUCCUCAGAAAGGUGGUGGCUGAGAUUAUUGCUACUUUCUUGCUGGUGUUUGUGACCUGCGGCGCGGCCGCGCUUAGCAAAAAUGAUUCGACCCGCAUUUCGCAGCUCGGUGCAUCGGUCGCGGGAGGGCUUAUCGUGACGGUGAUGAUAUAUUCCGUCGGACACAUCUCCGGCGCGCAUAUGAAUCCCGCUGUCACUCUAGCCUUCGCUGUCUCAAAGCAUGGGCAAUUCCCUUGGAUUCAGGUGCCCUUUUACUGGUCGGCACAGCUCACCGGGGCCAUGAUUGCGGCCUUUAUUCUGCGUGAGGUGCUCCACCCGAUUACGAAUCUUGGAACGACGACGCCGUCGGGGACGGAGUGGCAGGCACUCGUGAUAGAGAUCGUUGUCACCUUCGUCAUGAUGUUUGUCACUUCAGCGGUCGCGACUGACACCAGAGCGGUGGGAGAGUUGGCAGGUUUAGCAGUUGGCUCCUCAGUUUGCAUAACUUCUAUCUUUGCGGGACCGGUUUCUGGCGGAUCGAUGAACCCGGCAAGGACGCUGGCACCCGCGGUCGCGAGCAAGAUAUACAGCGGGCUCUGGGUAUACUUUCUGGGGCCCCCUAUUGGCACGUUGUCAGGCGCGUGGGCCUACAACUAUAUACGCUUAAAUGAUAUGUCACCGCAGCAAGCAGAGAAGCUCUCGUCUUUCAAGCUACGACGCUUGCAGAGCCAGGCAUCGCCGCAAGUUGGCGGCGGUGACGAGCUCGACAACCUUUAAUGGGCUUUGGGCUUUAAUGGGCUUGGCCCAUGUGGUUUCUAGUGCCUAGCCUACUUACUAUGGGCUUUUUAUGGGCUCUAUUUUGUAGUGCUAAAUGUGCUUGUUGUUAAGUUGCAAGGGUGGUUUGCUAUCUUAGAAAUGAGCAUGUAAUUAAUCAAUCCCUUGGGGUUAAAAAGUAUGGAUAGUUUCUAUGCUUUUGGCUUAUUAUUAAUUGCCUUUGGUCCUUUUUAAUUUUAA